Molecule: messenger RNA, 3515 nt
Organism: Aphidius gifuensis
Lineage: Eukaryota; Metazoa; Arthropoda; Insecta; Hymenoptera; Braconidae
Exons: 2
Coding region: 1094-2650 (518 amino acids)
Source: RefSeq, a predicted model, not a curated record
ACCUCCAUGGUAAAAACACUGAAAUAUAAGGAAGGACCUUUAGAGGUUAUAUAAGAUUAGUUAUUUAUUAUUUAUUAUCAACAAUUAUUAAAUAAAUUGAUAAAAGUUGUAUUAAUAUCUUUAACUGUUGCCUGUUGGUGUUGUUGUUGUGAUUGAUCAUUAUUGGUUGAUUAUUUAUUAAUUGAUCAUGUGAUGUUUUUUCUAUUUCAAAUAUCAUAAUAUAUGGAUUUGUGUUGAUAUUUGAAAAAUUAAUUGAACGUACUGAUGAAUCAUUAAAUGUUAUAAAUAUUGUCUAGCUGAUACUUGUGCAACAGCAAUAUAAUGACCACAAUUAAGAGAUGGUUUCAUAUGUGUUAAAUUGACAUUAAUUUAUAAUUUAAUUUAAGUGCUUGUUCAUUAUUGUCACGCUAUAAAUAUUGUCCCAUAUUAAUUGUUUGUUUAAAUCCAAUACAACGUGAUAUGUUACCACCAAGUACACUAAAACAUGUUAAUUGCACACAUGAAACUUUGGGUGUUUUUUAUAAACUAAAUUGUUUGGUUAGUGUACACGUCUUUUACAGAAUUCUUAUUUAUAAUCAUUAUUAUCAAGUUGUUGACAACUAAAAUAAUUUGAUGAUGCUUCAUCGAGUGUACUUGCUUUUAUAAUAUCAACAAGUAAAUCUUAAUAAUGUAAAAAUGUUGUUUAAAUAUGAUGACAAUUGUGACAUACAACUUUAGUACCUAUGUAACCACCAAACAUUUGAUUAAUCGGUGUUGUUUCUAUCAAGUUAACUGCUUUAUUUAAAUGUGCACGUUCCAUACCCUGAAGAAGAUUACGUAAAAGUUCAUGUGCAUUUUUUUGGUACUGAUGAUAGUGGGUCUUCUUUGCAUUUGUCAAUUAUUAUACUUGGUCUAACUGUUGUUGAUAUUGUCGUAUCCUGUUUAAACAAAUUAUUUAUUUUAAUAAUUUAAUUACAUUUUAAGAAUUAAAAAUAUAAUAUAUAUGUUCGGAUAAUAACUUCAUCAUUAAUAGUAGCUAUCAAAUGAACAUGCUGACCAAGUGGUAAACCAGAAACGUGUUCUAGUGUUCGUAAACCAAAUCUAAAUCAAUAAGAUGGAACCAAUUAAUAAACAUCAGUUCAAGAAAACUGAUCAACAAUUAUUUACCGCUUCAUUUAAUGUUUGUUGGGAAAUUCUUAAAAGAAAAGAAUAUUAUCUAUGUGAACAUGACACUAAUAUAUUUUCAAGGUUGGCAUUAAAUUAUGGUCAAGACAUGUAUGACGCCAUGAAAAUUAUUAUGAACAAGAUUAUAAAAUCCAAUGAACACGAUGUUGCAGUUGAAAAAUCAAAAGUUGAAUCAAUACAAAUUGUAACAACAGAAGCCACUUGUGAUUCAGGUUAUGAUGAUAAUUAUGAUCAAUCAAAUCAACAACAACAAAAACAAGUUGACAGAGUGAACAUUGACAUCAAUAACAGUCAAGACGAGGUGAUAUCAAAAAAAAGAAAAAUAUCAGUUGAUGAAAUUCAUUCCAACGAGAUAUUCAAAGCAGAUAACAAAAAAAAUAAUUGUGAUGAUCCAAGUUAUGCUCAAAAUAUAGAAAUUGCUUCUUUAAAUGAAAACUCAAUUGAAAAAUUACAUAUGACUGAUUUUAUUGAAAAGGAAGAAGAAUCAUUUACAGAAGAAAGUAUAACCAUUAAGGAAGAAAUGUUGCCAGUUACGGAUGAUCCAAUUGCUGUUAAAAUGAGUAACUCGAACGAUCACUCAAUUGCACUAGAAAUUAAAUCAAAUGAAAUGGCCAAUUAUUUUGAAUCUAUUUUUUUUAAAGAUGAUAAUCAAAGUUACUCAAAUGAAAGCAUUGAUCCUAAGAGAAAAACAAGAAUUCGUACUGGAUCACUUGCUCCAAUAAAAUAUAGUUUUUAUUCAAAAGAGGAUGAUGAACGAAGCUUUCCUAAAGAUGAAAAUUACCUUGAUGUUGAUAAUGGUGUUGAUGUUGAUGAUAAUAAUGAUGAUAAUAACCUAAAACAAAAUGAAGAGCUUGAAAAUAAAAUUAAAGUAAGUGAUGACAUUUCCUUUGAAGAAAGAGCACGUGUAGUCAAAUUGGCAACAGAAAAUCCAAAUUGGUCAUUAGAUAUGCUGAGAGAACAAAGUGGAUGUAAAAAUAUUUUUAAGUUCCAGCAAGUUGAAGCGUGGAAAAAUCAAAUUGAACAAGGAGGAUCUCCUCGUGAAAUAAUGAAUUGUGUAAAUAACUGGGUUCUAAAUAAGUGCAUUGAGAGUCAAAAGAAAGGAGAAGUACUUACAAAUGCAAAAAUUCAAGCCUUUGGACUUGAGGCCAAAAAAAUAUUUAAACCUAAAAGUUUUUCAGCAAGUGGUGUCUGGUUAAUGAUGUUUAAAAAAAACCAUGAAAUUACUGGUAAAUCAUACCAUCUAAAAAUUAAUUGUAAUUCCCAAAGAAAGAAAUCACUUACUCUCUCGAGAGUUUAUGUUCCCUACGACAUAAAAGUUAAAGUUGUUAAUCUUGCAAAUGAAAAUCGACAUUGGAGUUUGAAAAAGCUCAGAGAAAAAAGUGGUUGUAAUAAUCUUGAAAAUAUUGGUCAACUUACCAAUUGGAAAAGAGCCGUUAGAGAGUCUAGACAGAAGAAAGCCACUAGUCUCCUUACUAAAAAAAAAUAAAUCUAACUCAGUACUGUAUACGAAUAUGACAAGUAAAGAUAAAUAUACAAGUUCAAGUGAAGACAGAGGCAAACGAGGGCAUAUUUGAAGCUGAUGAUGUUAGAAUUACUCACUAAUUAUUUUCACUAGCCCGGAUCAAUCAUUAUUAAAGUCUGUUUUUUUUUAUUAAGGAUCGUUGAUCAAUCAUUUGAUUUCAUUACAACAAAAGUAACAAAUUUAUAUUGCCUAAUUUAAGAGGUUCUUUUAUAAAUAAGUGUUUUAGUAAUUAUUAUUAAUAAAUUUUUAUAAUUAUUAUAAAACAAUUGUCUUGAAUAUUUUAUUUUUAAAUGUAUUCUUCGAUAUUAAUUAUUUACUAUAAUUCAAUCAAUUAUUAAUUAGUUAGUAACACAUUUAAUUAAAAUAAAAUGUAUAAACUGUUUGAAAAUAUUAACAAUUAAUAUAAUUGAUAACUUGAAUAUUUUUUUUAAUUAAAGUAUAUGGUGGUGUAGGGAAUUUACGAUUUUCUUAAUUAUCAUCAUUAUCCUCAUUAUUGUCUGUCGUAUGUAAAAUAUUUUUCACAACAAUUUCAGCCACAGUCAAUCUGAAAAACAAAAGUAUUAUUAAAUUUAAAAAAGUGAUAAAUAUAUCGUUGUUUUUUACGAAAAAAAUGCAAAUAAUUCAAUUGUGUCAAAAUAUGUCAAUGAUUUUCUUAUUACAGUUAUGUGAUGUGGCAUGAAUAUUAAAAAAUAAUUGUUGCUUGCAAGAAUUUAGAAUACUUACUUACUACUACUACUUGUAAAACUAAAAAUAUAAAAAAUAACAAUCUAAUUUUUUGAAUGAUAAAAUGUACAAUUGUUGUGGACGAAUAAACAUACUUUUGAAAAAU